Molecule: messenger RNA, 3826 nt
Organism: Doryrhamphus excisus (bluestripe pipefish)
Lineage: Eukaryota; Metazoa; Chordata; Actinopteri; Syngnathiformes; Syngnathidae
Gene: epb41a
Product: erythrocyte membrane protein band 4.1a
Biological process (GO): actomyosin structure organization; cortical actin cytoskeleton organization
Cellular component (GO): cytoskeleton; plasma membrane
Molecular function (GO): actin binding; structural molecule activity
Source: RefSeq, a predicted model, not a curated record
GAGGGCGUACGCCUCGUUUCCCCCAAACACAUUGUUGGAAGCGGCUUGAUAAACGCUUAUGAAUUACCACUCGGAUAAUAUUACUUGAAGGGAAUCCAUUACCUUUGAGCACCUAUUUUCCACACAUCGUCGUUUAUAUUUGCUGCUGGAUGGUCACAGCCGACCCGGUGGUCACCAUGACAACAGACGAAGCAGAGAGUCACCAGAAGAAGCCAAGGCAGCAGGAGGAGGCUGGCCAGGAAGCCAAGCCAUCCUCUCCAGAGGAGGAGAACCUCCGGCCUGGCGUCCGCACCUCUGCUGGCCGUGGCCUCUCCCGCCUCUUCUCGUCCUUCCUGAAGAGACAUUCUCAGUGUGAGAGCGAGGGCGGGGACAAGGGGGAAAAGGACAAAGAAGAAGCCAAAGCUCCCAUUGCUGACCCCGAGCCUGAGCUCAAGAUAGACGGAGAGGUGGCUCACGACCAGCACUCGGUCAGCAGCGCCGAGGCCCAGGCCGCCCAGGUAGAGAAGAAAGAAGCUCAGAAGGAGGAGGAGGUGGUGGAGGAGGAGGGGAAGGAGGAGGCCGGGAAAGACAAAGAGAUCGACAAGGAGAAAGCAGAGGUCUCCACGCUGGAGAAAGAGGAGGACAACAACAAGGAGGAGGAGACGGAGAAAGGGAAGGAGGGUGGCUCUGAGGGCGGCAGUAACAAAGACAAAGAAGAGAAGGCCACAGAGGAGGAGGAGCCGAAAAUUCCCAAAACUCCACGUCGCCCCAAAACCAUGCAGAUUAAAGUCACCCUGCUGGACGACACUCUGUAUGAGUGUGAGCUGGAUAAACACGCUAAAGGCCAGGAGCUGUUCACGAAAGUAUCCGACCACCUCAAUCUGCUGGAGAGAGACUAUUAUGGUCUGGUUAUCUGGGAGAUGCCCAACGUGAAGACUUGGAUGGACCUGACCAAGGAGAUCCGCAGGCAGGUGCAAGGUGCCAACUAUAAUUUCACAUUCAAUGUGAAAUUUUAUCCACCGGAUCCAGCCCAACUGUCUGAAGACAUCACAAGGUACUACUUGUGUCUGCAGCUACGCAAAGACAUCCUGCAAGGGCGUCUGCCCUGCUCCUUCGUCACCUUGGCCCUGCUGGGUUCCUACGCCCUGCAGUCAGAACUGGGCGAGUACGACCCCGAGGUGCAUGGCAGCGACUACACCAAGGAGAUGAAGAUGGCUAACGGGCAGACAAAGGAGCUCGAGGACAAGAUGAUGGAGCUUCACCGCACUUACAAGUCAAUGAGCCCAGCUCAGGCCGACAUGAUGUUCCUUGAGAACGCCAAGAAGCUGUCCAUGUAUGGAGUUGACCUCCAUCAGGCCAAGGAUCUCGAUGGCGUUGACAUCACGCUGGGAGUUUGUUCCAAUGGACUCAUGGUUUACAAGGACAAACUGAGGAUCAACCGUUUUCCGUGGCCCAAAGUCCUGAAGGUGUCAUACAAGCGCAGCAGCUUCUUCAUCAAAAUACGGCCAUCGGAGGUUGAACAGUACGAGAGCGCUAUCGGAUUUAAACUUCCCAAUUACAAAGCGGCAAAGAAACUGUGGAAAGUCUGCGUGGAACAUCACACCUUCUUCAGGCUCACGUCCACUGAGAUGGUCACCACUCCCAGGAAGUUCUUGGCGUUGGGCUCCAAAUUUCGCUACAGUGGUCGAACUCAGGCUCAGACCAAACAAGCUAGCUCUCUCAUCGACAGACCGGCUCCACUUUUCCAGCGAUCUUCCAGCAAGAGGAAUUCUCGCAGCAUGGAUGGAGCCAUGGCGUCCACUCCAGACAACAAAUCAAGCCGCCCAGUGAGCGCGCCCAUCAUGUCGCCCGUGUCUCCAGGGGAGAACACGCCGUCCCCGCUGCUACACAACCUUCACCUCGCCACGCGCAGCAACAGCUCCACACCCAAGUUCCACCGCUCUGUCGACAGGAAGUCGGACAUCAAGGGAUCCGCUAAAAAUCAGAGCCCCAAACCUGAGUCCACUCCAGAAAUCAAGACAUUGGCCAGAAGAGAACGGAGGCAUUCCCCCUCUGUGACCAAGACCAACGGGGAACGAGAGAAAAAGAGCCAGCACUCUCCUCAGGACAAAACAAAGAUGGAGAUGAUGCGAGUGAGGAAGAAACGAGCUAAGAAACUUGAGGGUGAAACUAUUUAUAUCAGACAUAGCAAUUUGAUGUUGGAGGACGUGGAUAAAACCCAAACGGAGAUCAUGCGUCACCACACGAGCAUCAGUGAGCUGAAGAGGAGUUUCAUGGAGUCGGUACCUGAACCCCGACCCAGCGAGUGGGACAAGCGCCUUUCCACCAACUCGCCUUUUCGCACGGCAAACGUCAACGGCCAGCUACAACCAGCGUCUCCGGUUUUGAAGACCCAGACAAUCACCAUCUCAGAUGUCACCAACUCUCUGAGAGGAACUGUGGCCUACAAGGACGUCCCUUUAGUUCACACUGAAACCAAGACCAUUACAUACGAGUCAGCGCAGGUUUCUCUCCCACAGCCGGUGGACACCUUGGCGGAACGGGACUCGGGGGUUCUGCUGAGUGCCCAGACCAUCACAUCGGAGACCAUCAGCACAACCACCACCACCCAGAUCACCAAGACCGUUAAAGGAGGAAUCUCCGAGACUCGCAUAGAGAAGAGGAUCGUGAUUACUGGAGACACCGAAAUUGACCACGAUAAGGCUUUGGCUCAGGCUAUUAAAGAAGCAAAAGAACAACACCCAGACAUGUCGGUCACUAAAGUGGUUGUCCACCAGGAAACGGAGAUUUCUCCCGAGUAAGACGAGCUACCCCCCCCCCCCCACUACCACUACCACACUCACUUUUUUACCUCAGACCUCUGAGCCACCCCCCAACAACACUCACUGCCUUUGAUAGAAAUCACCAAGACCACAUCAGACGGACUGACUUGCACCGCUGGACUAUGAACUUUAACGUUCUGACGGAAAAUUCCCAAGAAUCUUCUCAGUUCCCUGUCUUGUUCCACUUACUGCCAAAAAAAAAACAUCAACCAAUGGACAAUGUUCUUUUUUUUUAAAAGAAAGAAUUAAAAAAAAAAAAAAAGUAGAGCAGUUGUGAAAUAACACUUCUCCGAAUUUGGAGAUUUUUAGAAAUUUUUCCAAAAAAAAAAAAAAAAAAAAAGGGCAUUUGGUCUUUUAAAUCUUGAAGAUAAACUGUACUUUAUUUUUCUACAGCUUUUCUUACCAACAAUUGGUUAUCAGCAAUGUGGAGUUUUUAAACAAUGUGGUCAAACAGCAUCAACGCACAGGGAAUGUGGGGGGGUUUCUUGGGAUGGUACACGUCCAAUUCCCAUUUGUACAGUCCGUGUUUCAGUUUCCCUUUCAAUGUGAAAAAUUAUUUUUUUUUUUCAAUAUGGGAAAAAUUUUUUUUCCUUUCUCUUACCUUAUUUAAUUAAUUGUUAAAUUCAUUGUUUGGUAUUUAUUGUUGUCGUGCUUGUAACUAACGAGAUAUUAACAUUAUUUAUUCUCACCUGCACUGUAAGAGCAUACGUAUUGUAUGUAUUGUACCUAUUAUUAUUAUUAUUAUUAUUAUCAUUAUUAUUAUUAUUUUCAUUUAGCAGCAUUGGACACGUGUAUUCCUACUCAGCGUGGCAGUACUUUGGUAUCCGGUGGUAGUACACGUACACAAUAAAAUUUAUUGAAGCCACAUCAUUACUAAUUCGGUUUUACCCUGCUGGAGGCUAUACAGUGGAACCUUGGUUAGUGUACGGAAAUUUAUGCUACAAUUUUGCCUUGGUUUGCGUACAUUUUUCCCGUUAGCAUAGUUCCUUGUGUAUACUGUGUAUACACUAAGUUUAAAAAAAAUA